Molecule: messenger RNA, 1321 nt
Organism: Photinus pyralis (common eastern firefly)
Lineage: Eukaryota; Metazoa; Arthropoda; Insecta; Coleoptera; Lampyridae
Exons: 3
Coding region: 44-934 (296 amino acids)
Source: RefSeq, a predicted model, not a curated record
UAGUAAAAAAGCAACACGAUUAGUAGAAGUGGGUUGGUUAUGUAUGAGCCCGAUAGAUAGUAGGUUACGACAAGUCAGAACAAAAACAGGAGGGGGCACUCGUAAAAUAUCGGUUGAUCAAAAUAGCAAAUGUCAAGAAGUACUAACAAGAGCAAUAGAUUUGUUUUUUCCAUUGGGAAAGUCAUCGAAAGGUCCUCUGACUAUCUUUGAAGUAGAACUCCUCGACUAUAAAAGUAAUAAAUUUGACACGGACCUUACGGUGAAAGAAAUGUAUGAUAUCUCAGCCUUAUCAAUUUUACGAUUCUAUUUGGCCACGAUAUAUAAAGAGGGUGUAGAAACACGUGGAAAAGGAAAUGAUGAAGAUGACGUCAUUCCAUCAACAAUAACAAGCAAAGAGGAUCAGGACCAGGCGGAUAUUGCUGAAUCAGGAUCUACAAUUGAAAAUACUAAUUGUUCGAUAACUUCAGCACCACGCCGGUCUGCACGUUUAAUGAAUACAUCAACCCCUAACGAUAGAAAACUUGAAUCUGGCCUGGUAGAGUUUCUCACGAAUUUUGAUGGCAGUAAUAUUGACUCUGAUGUGAUUUAUACCACUGACUACACAUACGCAAGUAGCAUUGAUGACCUAAGGCAUGAAGAUUUGUUUCCACAAUUGGAUUUUGAUGUUACUACUAACCACUCCAAUAACGAAGAACCUAAGAGUAAUGAUACAACCAUUUUGGUUAUUCAUAGGGGAAAGGUAUUGGAAGAAUUAAUUGAAGCUUUCCAACAAACCUUUUUCAACAUCGAUGAUGUCAAAAUUACAAUGAUUUUGCCAAACGGCCAAACUGAACGUGCUGAAGACAUAGGCGGAGUGUUCCGAGAUUCGUUGUCUGAAUUCUGGGAGAGUUUUUACGACAAGUGUACGAGAAGAGCAGUGGCGCGCCGUGGGUAGGAUAUUGGUAAAAGGGUAUAAUAAAGAAAAUUAUUUUCCUAUUAAAUUGGCACCUGUUUUUAUAAAAAGCUGCCUUCAACAGAAUUGUGCCGAUGAGGAAAUCAUCUUAAAUUUUCUUCAGUUUAUCAGCCAAUCUGAAGCUGAAACGGUGAAGGCUGCUAUCGAUGAUUUUGAUAAAGUCGACUACGAUGAUCUCGUAGACUUUUUUUCGAACUAUGAUGCAAAAUGGCUUCCCACAAAAGAGAAUAUAAAGCGGUUAAUCAGAGACGUCGCACAUAAAGAAAUGAUCCAGAAGCCUGCUUACGUUAUGAAAUGUUUUAUCCAAGAAUUUAUAAAUACUAGUCUGAACAUUGCCAAUUUAGAAAGCAUUUAUAAUGAUAUUAAACC